AUGCCACAAAUGGGCCUCAAAAUCUACGCCCUGAGUCACUUCAAAUGCAUUUCUCCCUUCUCAGCCACUGCGUCCUCCCACUAUACCCGCUACACCCAUGCUGUACCACUCUGGCCUUUCCAGCAUAUGCGCCGAAUCCAGACAGGUCCUCCACAAGGACGCCCGCAACCAGCAGCCCACCAGCCCAGAACCAGACAACCGACUCUGCGCUUAGGAUCUACAAUCCCAUUCUCGAUUCUCGUCCUCGCCCUCGUCCUCGUCCUCGAAAACAUGACCCCCACUGGCUCCCAACUCCGACCCUACGACGAAGAACAUCGUCGGGGCCUGGUGGGCACUGGGGCCUAUAUGGGUUCCCAUGUUCAUACAGCGCCAUCGCUAGUGGUGGUGUAUCCCGCCCAUGUGGACCCGACCACUAGUCACCGAGCACCAACGCUCCUAUUCAGGAUCCUGCCCCCCCAGAACCGGGUGCUACCGCUCCAGCUUCGAUCCAAAUCCGUCACAGCCCCGUUCACUCAACACCCCAUUCUCAUGACAGACCUGCUUCCAGCGUCUAGAGGUGAACCACCGCGCGAGAAGGACGAGCCUUGGACGGCAGUUUGA
Molecule: messenger RNA, 600 nt
Organism: Coprinopsis cinerea okayama7#130
Lineage: Eukaryota; Fungi; Basidiomycota; Agaricomycetes; Agaricales; Psathyrellaceae
Exons: 2
Coding region: 1-600 (199 amino acids)
Source: RefSeq, a predicted model, not a curated record